Messenger RNA from Racocetra persica, 191 nucleotides. The record is from the annotation of a GenBank genome assembly. Lineage: Eukaryota; Fungi; Glomeromycota; Glomeromycetes; Diversisporales; Gigasporaceae.
UAAGAAUGAGAGAGUGCAGGAACGAGUUGCGAGAGAGAGCGAGAACGAACUUCGAGAAAGAGCGAGAACGAGCUACGAGAAAGAGCGAGCAAGAACGAGCUAUGAGAGAGAACGAGCUGCGAGAAAGAGCGAGAACGAGUUGCAAGAGAGAGCGAGAAUGAGCGAACAAAAACGAGCACGAGCAGAAACGA